This is a messenger RNA of Acanthopagrus latus (yellowfin seabream), 2438 nucleotides long. Its product is annotated as E3 ubiquitin-protein ligase TRIM39-like. The coding region runs from base 131 to 1564 and encodes 477 amino acids. The transcript has 2 exons. Gene Ontology annotation, molecular function: zinc ion binding; protein binding. Lineage: Eukaryota; Metazoa; Chordata; Actinopteri; Spariformes; Sparidae. The record is from RefSeq and is a predicted model, not a curated record.
GUGUCUCGAUCAGAUCCACCUUCAGACUGAACUAACAACGUCCUCUGAGUGAGUUCAUCUACAGGAGAGAGGAGGAGGAAACUACAACACUGCAGACGCUCCACACACUGAAGCGUCACUCAGAGACAAAAUGGCUUCCAGGUUAGAGGAGGAUCUCUGCUGUCCUGUCUGCCUCGACAUCUUUAAAGAUCCCGUCAUCCUGUCAUGUAUCCACAGCUUCUGUAAAGACUGUCUGAAGAGCUGCUGGGCAGAGAAAGAGAUCAGAGAGUGUCCAGUCUGUAAGAGAAGAUCUUCAAAGGAAAUACCACCCCCUAACUUUGCUUUAAAGAACCUGUGUGAGAGCUUCUUACAGGACAGAGAUCAGAGAGCUUCAGAGAAUCUCUGCAGUCGGCACUCUGAGAAACUCAAACUCUUCUGUCUGGACCAUCAGCAGCCGGUGUGUCUCGUCUGCAGAGACUCGGACCAACACACCCACCACAGAUUCAGACCCAUCGAUGAAGCUGCACGACAACACAAGAAGGAACUUCAGGAAACUCUGGAGCCUUUAAAGAAGAAGUUAAAGGUUUUGGAAGAAGUUAAAGUGAAGUUUGAUCAGACAGCAGAACACAUGAAGGUCCAGGCCCGACACACAGAGAGGCAGAUUAAGGAUCAGUUUAAGAAGCUGCACCAGUUUCUAGCAGAGGAAGAGGAGGCCAGGAUGGCUGCACUGAGGGAGGAAGAGGAGCAGAAGAGUCAGAUGAUGAAGGAGAAGAUGGAGGCUCUGAGCAGAGAGAUAGCAGCUCUUUCACACACAGUCAGAGCCACAGAGGAGCAGCUGAGAGCUGAAGACGUCUCAUUCCUGCACAACUACAAGGCUGCAGUGGAAAGAGUUCAGCAGCGCCCCCUGCUGGAGGAUCCACAGCUGCCCUCAGGAGCUCUGAUAGACCAGGCCAAACACCUGGGCAACCUGAGCUUCAACAUCUGGAACAAGAUGAAGGACAGGGUCUCCUACACUCCUGUGGUUCUGGACCCAAACACUGCUUAUCCAGAACUCAUCCUGUCUGAAGAUCUGAGCAGUGUGAGACGAGGACAGAGACAGAAGCUUCCUGAUAAUCCAGAGAGGUUUGAUGUUUACAGGGUUGUCCUGGGAUCUGAGGGCUUUAAAUCAGGGACUCACAGCUGGGACGUCGAGGUUGGAGACAGUACAUACUGGUCACUGGGUGUGUGUGCAGAGUCUGUCAAGAGGAAGGGAGACAAACUGUCUGGAUUGUGGAGAAUAAUGUUAUACAACGGUAAAUACUCAGCAGACUCACCAUCAGCUCCAUUUACUGAUCUUGUAGUGCAGAAGAAGCUCCAGAGGAUCAGAGUGAAUCUGGACUGGACCAGAGGAAAUCUGUCGUUCUCUGAUCCUGAUACUAACACACACCUACACACCUUCAUACACACUUUCACUGAGAGGAUGUUUCCAUACAUUUGGCCUGUGGAUGAACUCCCACUGAAGAUAUCACCCCUGAAGGUGUGUGUGUCAGUGGAACAGAGCAGCACAAUACAAGAAGUAUUUCAUCUCUGGACGGCCCUUAAAUAAAACUUUCUCUCUCUGCAGUAAUGAUGAAUGAUUGCCAACAGGACAUUUCCAGGCACUGGGCACCAUUACGCUGUGUCUUACAUCACACGAGGCACACAAGUUUUAGGUUAAAUAAUAUGGUCCAGGAAGGGAAAAGAUAGCCAAUUCAAUUCAAUCAUUCAGUCUCAUAAAAAGGUACUAAACUCUUUAUAACUCUGAUUAAUGAUUAACUUGACUACAAUCAAAUUCACCAUAACAGCUAGUAAUGGUUGAAGGAUUGUGGAGAUCUUGACAGUGCAGAGUAAGAGAGGAAGAACAAGGAAGGUUUUGGAGUUUUGUUCAUCUGAUCAGAGGGCGUCUGUCACCCUGACCAGUUGUAGUUGAACUGGGAAUUCUGGUAGACUGAGUUCAGUUCAGAGUCCAUUUUGAGAUCCAUAGUGAACGACUUCAUCUGUGGGUCCCAACACUGUGUUAUACUAUUGGCCGACAAACCUCAUUAGAAACUAAACCAAGUGUCAGAAUUCUGACACAGAGAUAAACAGAACAAUUAAUUUGAAUCUGACAAAUAUUUUUAAGUAAAAGAGGGACUUUUAAUCUGCACCAUUCUACGAGGACUAUAUACAUUUUAUUUCUAAUAUGAUUUGUCAACAUACAAAUGAUGUCAAAGUUUUGUUUAAAUUAUACAUCAUAUGAUUCAAGUCGUUACGCUUCACCUGCUCCUCCUGCCGUCUCAUCAUUCAGAAAACAUGUUUGUUCAUUUUUAAUGUUUUGUUUUUGUUUUUGUUUUGACAGUUUCCUUUGUGUUUCUGUUGUCGACCUUUUCAUGACUAAAAUGAUUGUUUAGUUUCUGAUCUCAAUGUGUGUGUGUGUGUGUGUGUGUGUGUGUGUGUGUGUG